Messenger RNA from Penicillium alfredii, 926 nucleotides. RefSeq names its product 40S ribosomal protein uS2 (gene rps0). The coding region runs from base 24 to 926 and encodes 300 amino acids. The transcript has 2 exons. Gene Ontology annotation, biological process: cytoplasmic translation; ribosomal small subunit assembly. Gene Ontology annotation, cellular component: cytosolic small ribosomal subunit; 90S preribosome; ribosome. Gene Ontology annotation, molecular function: structural constituent of ribosome. The record is from RefSeq and is a predicted model, not a curated record. Lineage: Eukaryota; Fungi; Ascomycota; Eurotiomycetes; Eurotiales; Aspergillaceae.
CGUCAAUCCAUCAAUCGCCCACCAUGGCCCCCUCCCAGCUCCCCCCGAUCUUCAACCCUACCCCCCAGGACAUUGAGAUGCUCCUGGCUGCUCAGUGCCACCUGGGUUCUAAGAACCUCCAGGUGCACAUGGAGCCCUACCUCUGGAAGACCCGCCCCGACGGUGUCAACGUGGUGAACAUUGGCAAGACCUGGGAGAAGAUCGUCCUGGCUGCCCGUAUCAUCGCCGCCAUCGACAACCCCGCCGAUGUCUGUGUGAUCUCUGCUCGUCCCUACGGCCAGCGUGCGGUCCUGAAGUUCGCCGCGCACACCGGCGCCACCGCUAUUGCCGGUCGCUUCACCCCCGGUAACUUCACCAACUACAUCACCCGCUCGUUCAAGGAGCCCCGCCUCAUUGUCGUGACCGACCCGCGCACCGACGCCCAGGCCAUCAAGGAGGCCAGCUACGUCAACAUCCCCGUCAUCGCCCUUUGCGACACUGACUCGCCCACCGACUUCGUUGAUGUUGCUAUCCCCACCAACAACAAGGGUCGUCACUCUAUCGGUCUGGUCUGGUGGCUGUUGGCCCGUGAGGUUCUCCGCCUCCGUGGCACCCUCGCUACCCGCGAGACUGAGUGGGACACUGUUGUUGACCUCUACUUCUACCGCGACCCCGAGGCCGAGGAGAACAAGGAGAUCGCCGAUGAGACCAAGGUCCCCGGUGCUGAGGAGAUCGGUGCCGGUGCCGUUGAGUCUGGCUUCGCCGGUGAGAACUGGGACACCAACGCGCCUGGCGCUGGUAACCCCGGCACUGCCUUCGCUGCUGCCAGCGCCGUUGGCGCCACUAGCUGGGAGGCCGACGGUGGUGACUGGGCCGCCAGCUCCGCCGCUCCCGCUGGUGAGUGGGCCGAGGCUCAGGGCGCCGCCCCUACCGAGGCCAAGUGGUAA